AUGUCUGCGUAUUUGCAAUAUGUACCGGAUGACAGACAGAAAGUCUGUGAUACCUGUGGACGCAGUUUCAAGCCCAAAGGCUUCGAUCAUCACCAAAGAGCCUGCAAGCAACGAGCAAGAGAGUCAGAAGAAGAUGGAGAGCUAUGGGCUUCGAUCCCGCCUGUACAAGAUCGCUCUGAGCCCGAGAAUGUCCCUGAACAUACCAGUGUGGAUGAUAUCCGCACUGAGUUUCAUCCGCACACAAGGAUCACAACGUGCAUUGAAGCAUUCUCUGACUUCACACGACAACAUCACUAUGAGCCACCCUGCCCAGAUCGCCACCCUUGGCUCCCAUUCAGAUGCCAACUUGACUUUGAGGUUGCGGAGUUGGCGCACGAGACCGCACUCACUCAUGAGCAAACGACGCGCCUCAUCCAGUUGGUUCAGCGUGGUAGGACUGAAGACUUCACUCUUAAAAAUUACGCCGAUGUUCGGAAUACAUGGGAAGCAGCAUCCCAUCGCUUGACGCCGGAUACUAUUACAGUACCACUUGAUGGCAAUGACGUGAAAUAUAUAGUUUAUUUUCGCUCCCUUUGGGAUUGGGGAGUAGAUCUUUUGCGACACCCUGACAUUGGCCCUCAUUGCAUUUUCGAUGCCCAGCGGCUAUCGAAAUUUGAUGGAGACUCGUUUAUUAGGUUCAUCGAUGAGCCAUGGACCGCAGAUGCAUUUUGGGAAUGCCAGUCCCAGAUCCCUCCAGAAGCAAAACCGUUGGCAUUCAUCCUGUAUGCCGACAAGUCGAAGCUAUCAUCAUUUGGGCGCGAGAAGGGAUAUCCCGUCAUCGCUCAGCUAGUGAACCUUCCUGUCGCCAUCAGAAACGGAAAUGGGGUGGGUGGGGGACAAGUGGUUGGAUGGCUCCCACUGGUCAAAGACGACCCGAAAUACAAAGGUACCCAACAAUUUGCUAACUUCAAAGUUGCUGUAUGGCAUGCUGCCUUCAAGAAAGUGCUUGCAUCAAUCAUACCGCCUUCGAAACAUGGCCACUGGGCAAAUUGCUGGGACGAUGUUGUGAGGCUCUUCUAUACACUGGUGUUGAUACUAUCCGUGGACUACGAGGAGCAGAGUGUAAUGUCCCUCACUCGAGGCAUGAUGAGCAACUUUCCAUGCCCAAUCUGUCUGAUCCCCAAGGACAGAUUGUCUUCUGUCAUGCCCCAUAACUAUAUUCUUCGCACAUGCCAGGCAAUGAAUGACCUUUUGAUCAAGGCAAGGGCAGAGCGCCGCAAAGGACAGCGGGAGGCAAUACUCAAGGGACAGUCAAUUCGCGAUGUUGAUAACACAUUUCACGAGAUGAAUCACAAGACUACUGAUGUGCACCGCGCACUAUGCUAUGACCACCUUCACAUUCUACAAGUACUAAUCGGUCUUUUGGGACGUGACUACGCCGUAAAAGUUGACCAGAAUUUUGAUGCACUGCCACGUUGGCGCAAUAUGAAUCAUUUCGAUGCUGUCAUGGCUAUAACGUUUACUGAUGGCAGUAAAUACGAAGACAUUUUCAAGGUGGACCUGUAUGCAGCAUUGGAGGUACAUACCACGAAAACGAUAGCUGCAGGACGCAAAGCCCUUCAAUCUUUCUCGGAACUAAUGAAUAAAUACAUCUGCAAGUCUGAAGCUUUACGGCCAGACAAAAACUGGUCAUUCCCAAAGAUCCAUCUAGCUGCCCACUUAUUCGACGACAUCGAGGCUAAGGGAGCAACUCGCAACUACAACACAAAGCCAAAUGAGAAGUGUCACAGUCCUCUAAAGGAGUCAUAUCAACAACGAACCAAUUUCAAAAAUGUAGCACCACAAAUUUUACGUGCAGACCAUUGGUCUCUCGUUUCUGAGUUCAUCCGUGGUCGAGUAGAUGAACUGGCUGCAUACGAUGCUCGGAUGGAUGAAGACGAGGUUGACAAGACUGGCCCAGAUACUAACAUCACAUCCAAUUUCCAUAUCAGAUUUGGAUCGAGGCAACCGAAAAAGUCUCUUGAGGCAAUCGACAAACGACAUAUUGACAACCCUUCCUUCAGGCGGUUUCGCACCAAGCUCAAUGCAUUUUUAAAUGCUUUGCCCACUGUCUUGCAGCAGGUGAACAUGUUACCUUCUGACGAAAUAAUAGAGUUUCGAUUCCUCAAGGUUAACUAUGAGUCACUAGUUGACUUCUGCCAGACCACAGACUAUCUCCGUUGCAGCCCGAGAUUCCACAAUCUUCCCCGAUAUGACUGCGUCAUCGUUAACACCGCGACUGGUGUGUUUUUUGCACGGCUCCUAUUCCUCUUUACAUGUAAUGUCAAUGACACAUCCUAUCCCAUCGCCCUUGUACGUUCAUACGACAUGCCAAUUGGGAGGUGUCUCCAGAAGGACAAACACCUGAAAUUUUGGCGUGUUAGAUUGCAACCGAGAGAAACUGCUAGUGAGUUCAUACUAGCAGAAUCAAUCAUCCAAGGAGUCGCUCUUGCUCCCGAUCCCACUAUACCUGGUAAUUUUCUCAUUAUGGACACUGUAGACAGUGAUAUAUUUCUGCGCAUGAAGCAAAUGCACCUCGCAGCCGGGCACUUAGACUAG
Molecule: messenger RNA, 2577 nt
Organism: Suillus discolor
Lineage: Eukaryota; Fungi; Basidiomycota; Agaricomycetes; Boletales; Suillaceae
Exons: 13
Coding region: 1-2577 (858 amino acids)
Source: RefSeq, a predicted model, not a curated record